Lymnaea stagnalis (great pond snail) is the source of this 690-nucleotide messenger RNA. The record is from the annotation of a GenBank genome assembly. Lineage: Eukaryota; Metazoa; Mollusca; Gastropoda; Lymnaeidae.
GUCAUUAUUACUUCGGGCGCACAGCAGGCUUUGGAUUUGGCGGCGCGGAUAUUUUUAUCGGAAAAAGAUACCUUUUUGAUCGAAGACCCUUGUUAUGAGGAAGCGCGAAAUUCGUUUUUGGCAACGGGCGCAAAAGGCGUUCCCGUCGCGGUCGAUAAAGAAGGUUUUAAUCUCGCAAAUCUGAAGAAAACGGGCGAAAAAGCAAAACUCAUUUACGUUACACCGUCGCAUCAAUAUCCGCUUGGCGUAACGAUGACGCUGGCGCGGCGUUUGGAAUUGAUCGAAUGGGCGCGGAAGCAAAAUGCAUGGGUUAUCGAAGACGACUACAACAGCGAAUUUCGUUAUGCAGGUCGUCCGCUCGCAUCUUUGCAAGGCUUGGACAGUUCAGGGCGCGUCAUUUACGUCGGAACUUUCAGCAAGACGAUUUUUCCCGCUUUGCGGAUCGGUUGUUUGGUCGUUCCACCUGAAUUAGUCAAUGUUUUCGCGGUUGCGCGGGCAUUUAAUGACGCUCAUUCAUCGGUCAUAAAUCAAGCGAUUCUUGCCGAAUUUAUCUCGGAAGGACAUUUUGUGCGGCACGUUCGCCGGAUGCGUCGUCUUUAUGAAGAAAGGCAGGAAAUUUUGGUAAGGGAAGUGCAAAAUAAGCUGGGAGAUUUUAUCGAGAUCGAAAAAUCCGAAGCCGGAAUGCAUUUG